Molecule: messenger RNA, 333 nt
Organism: Aphanomyces astaci
Lineage: Eukaryota; Oomycota; Saprolegniomycetes; Saprolegniales; Verrucalvaceae
Exons: 2
Coding region: 1-333 (110 amino acids)
Source: RefSeq, a predicted model, not a curated record
AUGGCGCGGACGUACGUCCGGGUGCAGGGCAAUGUGCAAAAGGUGAUGUUUCGACAGACGCUGAUUCGAGCGAUGGUCAAGCGAGGAAUCAGGGGCGGAGCGUCCAACAACCGCCAGCAGAAGGACCUCGUUGAUAUUACCAUGGAUGGCAACGCCGACGAAGUCGAAGCGCUUGUCGAAGCGCUGCGAACAACCAAACCACUCAAUAGUUGGGGGGCCGAGGUGGUCACACUCGCGGUGCUCACGUCGGGACUUGAUGUCGAUGCCCAUCAGGUCACGACAACCAACGUCGACGAUCGAUCAUGGAAUCCGAACGUGGAAAUGUACCUGUGA